This is a messenger RNA of Aplosporella prunicola CBS 121167, 1349 nucleotides long. RefSeq lists its product as uncharacterized. Gene Ontology annotation, biological process: D-sorbitol catabolic process. Lineage: Eukaryota; Fungi; Ascomycota; Dothideomycetes; Botryosphaeriales; Aplosporellaceae. The record is from RefSeq and is a predicted model, not a curated record. The transcript is spliced from 3 exons. Gene Ontology annotation, molecular function: L-iditol 2-dehydrogenase (NAD+) activity; zinc ion binding. Bases 1 to 1242 code for a protein of 413 amino acids.
AUGCUGCCCCCCAUCACAGCCGCCACGCUCGCAGCCCGCUACGCCAACCCCGCCCUGCGCGUCACGCCCGCGCACACGCUCGAGCCCGGCGACGCGCCCAUCGAGGAUCCCGGCCCCGGGCAGGCGCUGCUGCAUGUCAAGGCGACGGGGAUAUGCGGAUCCGACAUCCACUUCUGGCGCACCGGCGCAAUCGGCAGUCUCCGGGUACAAAGCCCCAGCAUCCUCGGGCAUGAAGCCUCGGGCGUCGUCCUCGCAAUCGGAGCCGGCGUGCGCGACCUUGUCCCCGGCGACCGCGUAGCCAUCGAGCCCGGCGUCCCGUGCGGCGCCUGUUUCCUCUGCGCCGGCGGCCGCUACAACCUCUGCGAAGCGGUGCGCUUUGCCGGCGUGUGGCCGCACGACGGGACCAUGAGACGGUUCAUGCUGCAUCCUGCCAAGUGGCUGCAUAAGAUCCCCCCCACGCUCCCCCACGCCCUCUCCUCCCUCCUCGAGCCCCUAAGCGUGAUCCUGCACGCGCUGCGCCUGUGCCCAUUGCACAUCGGCACACGCGCCCUAAUCUCGGGCGCCGGUCCCAUUGGCCUCCUCGCGCUAGCCGCCGCCCGCGCAUCCGGCGCGCACCCCCUUGUCAUCACCGACGUGUCCGACGCGCGCCUGGCCGCUGCCAGGAAGCUUGUCCCGCAGUGUCGGACGUACCGCGUUGGGCUGGACGAGGAGCCUCGUGAUGUCGCGCGCGGGGUGCGUGCGCUGUUUAGGGAGGGCGAGAACGGUGGUGGCGCUGCUGCCGCUGCUACCGCAAAUUUCGCGACAGAGGGGAGAGCUGCUGCAGCCGUAGACGCAGACGCAGCAGACCCCCACGAAGCCCACGCGCCGCCCACCAUCCUCGAAUGCACAGGCCUAGCGCCCGCCAUCGCCGCCUCCGCCUACGCUGUCCGCCGCGGCGGGCGCAUCGCCCUAAUCGGGGUGGGCCAGACGAAUCUCCCCUCAAUGCCGUUCAUGCACCUCUCUUUGGCAGAAACGCAGCUCUUGUUCGUGAACCGGUACCAUGGGACGUGGCCGGCGGGCAUCGCGGCGCUCGAGGGCGGCGUGCUGACGGGCUUGGAGGACGUGCUUGUGUCGCAUGUUUUCCCGCUUGAGCGGGCUAAGGAGGCGGUCGAGACGGUGGGGGAUCCCAAGAGUGGCGCCGUUAAGGUUGUUGUUGUUGAUGAGGGAGAUGUUUGGGGUGAGGUUGGUGGGGGUGAUGAGUAAGGGGUUUGCUCCGGGUUGGACGGGUGUGGAUUGUAGGUUAAUUUGAAGUGACGGGGUUUGUGCAUUGAAUACUUGACUGAAAGAAAUCGUCAUCGGAAAAUCAAGGC